This is a messenger RNA of Tupaia belangeri chinensis (Chinese tree shrew), 6008 nucleotides long. RefSeq names its product DENN domain containing 3 (gene DENND3). The transcript is spliced from 24 exons. Bases 342 to 4001 code for a protein of 1219 amino acids. NCBI's taxonomy places the organism in Eukaryota, Metazoa, Chordata, Mammalia, Scandentia, Tupaiidae. Gene Ontology annotation, molecular function: protein binding. Gene Ontology annotation, biological process: regulation of Rab protein signal transduction. The record is from RefSeq and is a predicted model, not a curated record. Gene Ontology annotation, cellular component: cytoplasmic vesicle.
GGGCCCGCCCGCCAUGGCGGAGGUCGGCCGGCAGCACCUGUUGCUGCCUUCGCGGCUGUUGGAGCUGUGCGCGCUGCUGGGCGCCCCCCCAGACUGCCUCCGCUGCCUGGAGCAGAUCCUCAUUGCUGGCUGCUGUGGAGACUAGACAUGCGGUGUGGAGGGAUCCACAGUAAACCCAUUACAGAGCGGUGGACGGUGCUCAGAGAGCCUCCCUGGCAAGGUCCCCACAGGGUGCAUGUGCGAAGGUGGCCCAGAGAAAGGGGGGCCAGCAGCCUCCUUCUCUUGUUCCGGAGGUCCUGUCUGUCUUCGUGCCACCGUUCGUCAGCAGAGAGGACAGUCAGAUGGCUGCCAGCCAUGCCACCCUGGGUAAAACCAGAAGGCGCUCCUUCAGGAAGAAGAGAGAGAAGCCCAAGUCGGAGCAGUGGGAGGGGCCCCCUGGGGACCCCAAAGUGCUGGAUUCCGAGGAUGUCAACGUCCCGGGCGGCGUGGACCUCCUGGCCCUGCCCCAGCUGUGCUUCCCAGGGGGCAUGUGCGUGUCCUCGGAGCCCAAGGAAGACCGUGUGCACUUCCUGGUGCUGACCGAUGUCUGUGGGGACAGGACCUAUGGCGUGGUGGCCCAGUACUACCGACCCUUGCACGAUGAGCACUGCUUCUACAACGGCAGAGCACACUGGGAGCCGUCCUGGCCGGCCGCCGGCGCCGGCUGCUUCGUGCCCUUCGCGGUGUGUGUGGUCUCCAGGUUCCCCUACUACAACGCCCUCAAGGACUGCCUGUCCUGCUUAUUGACUCACCUCAAAACCUGUAAAGAUUUUGAAGUUGACAAUCAUAUAAAAGAUUUCGCUGCAAAACUGUCUUUAAUACCUAGUCCACCGCCUGGACCACUCCAUUUGGUGUUUAACAUGAAGCCGCUGCAGGUCGUGUUCCCCCCACGAGCCGAUCCUGACAGCCCCCUUGUAGACCUGGACCUUCACCUGCCCUUACUGUGCUUCAGGCCUGAGAAGGUGCUGCAGAUCCUGGCGUGCCUCUUGACGGAACAGCGGAUCGUGCUCUUCUCCUCGGACUGGGCCCUGCUGACACUGGUGGCCGAGUGCCUCCUGGUCUACCUGCAGCCCCUGCAGUGGCAGCACACCUUCGUGCCCAUUCUGUCGGGCCAGAUGCUGGACUUCCUCAUGGCGCCCACGUCUUUUCUCAUGGGCUGCCACCUGGACCACUUCGAGGAGGUCAGCAAGGAGGCCGACGGCCUGGUCCUGGUAAACAUCGACCACGGCAGUGUCACCUGUUCCAAGUCCCUGGAUGGCGACGUGGACAUUCCUGACGUCCCUCUCCUGGCGGCACAGACGUUUAUUCAGAGGGUCCAGGGCCUGCGCCUGCACCAUGAGCUGCACCUCGCUCACCUGAGCUCCAGCACAGACCUGCAGGAGGGCCGUGCCCGCAGACGCUCCUGGCAGCGGGACCUCAACGGCCAGGUCCAGCAGAUUGUCCUGCAGCUGCUCGUCAGCAUCUUCAGGGAAGUGAAGAAUCAUUUAAAUUAUGAACACAGAGUAUUUAAUAGUGAAGAAUUUCUCAAGUCAAGAGCUCCAGGAGACCAGCAGUUUUAUAAACAGAUCCUGGACACCUACAUGUUCCACUCCUUCCUGAAAGCGCGGCUCUCCAGGAGGAUGGACGCCUUCGCUCAGAUGGACCUCCGCACCCAGUCUGAAGAGGACAGGCUCAAUGGGAUGAACAUAAGUCCACGGAGACCGACGGUGGAGAAGGUGACCUCGCGGAAGCCGUGGCCCCUGCACGCCGUGCACCGGCGCAUGGUGGUCAGCAUGCCCAACCUGCAGGACAUCGCCAUCCCUGAGCUGCUGCCCCGGAACGCGUCGCUGCGGAUGCCGGGCUCCAUGGAGCACACAGGCAGCGCAGCGCCAGCACCGGUCAUGACCCCGCGGCCCAUGUACACGUUCAGGGUUCCGGAAGUGCACUUCCCACUGCUGAGCCAGUGUGUCCAGGCUUACUACGCCGACUUGGCUGCACUGCUCAGCAAGGCCAUGGGCUGCCUGGGCCCAGAGAACUCCCUGCUCCUGGCCAGGUAUUUCUACCUGCGCGGGCUGGCCCACCUGAUGCAGGGGCAGCUGCUGAGCGCGCUCUCGGACUUCCAGAACCUCUAUAAGACAGACCUGCGCAUUUUCCCUGCCGAUCUGGUCAAGAGGACGGUGGAGUCCAUGUCGGCCUCUGAGCGUGCACAGGCUGAGCGGACGCCGGAGCUCAAGAGGCUCCUUGGCGAGGUCCUGGACAAGCCGGGCGAAGCCCCGAGGGUGGACGACCACGUGAAGCACUUCGAGCUGCCCAGGAAGCACAUGCAGCUGGAGGACUUCGUGAAAAGGGUGCAGGAGUCGGGCAUCGUGAAGGACGCCCACAUCAUCCAGCGGCUGUUCGAGGCCCUGACUGUAGGACAGCAGAAACAGAUCGACCCAGAAACAUUCAAGGAGUUCUACAACUGCUGGAAGGAGACGGAAGCCGAGGCCCAGGAGGUCAGCCUGCCUUCGCUGGCGGUGGAGCACCUGGAUAGGAACGAGUACGUGUACAAGCUGUCGAGCUCCGUCAAGACCAACCGGGGCGUGGGCAAGAUCGCCAUGACUCAGAAGCGCCUCUUCCUCCUCACGGAAGGGAGACCAGGCUACGUGGAGAUCUCCACCUUCAGAAACAUAGAGGAAGUCAGAAGCGUGACCACCGCCACCUUCCUGCUUCUGAGGAUACCCACCCUGAAAAUCAGAACGGGGUCCAAGAAAGACGUCUUCGAGGCCAACCUCAAAGCGGAGUGCGACCUCUGGCACCUCAUGGUGAAGGAGAUGUGUGCUGGGAAGAAGCUGGCCGACGAGCACAAGGACCCUCAGUACAUCCAGCAAGCCCUGACCAACGUUCUGUUGAUGGACGCUGUCGUCAGCACCCUGCAGUCGCCAGGCGCCAUCUUCGCCGCCUCCAAGUUAUCCUACUUUGACAAACUGAAGAGCGAGAUGCCCAUGGCGGUUCCCAAGACGACCUCGGAGACACUGAAGCACAAAAUCAACCCUUCGGCCGGAGAGGCCUUCCCCCUGGCCGUGGACGUGCUGCUGUACACCCCAGGGCAUCUCGACCCAGCAGAAAAAACUGAAGAUGCUCACCCCAAAUUGUGGUGUGCGCUGAGCGAGGGCAAAGUGGUCGUGUUUGAUGCCUCCUCGUGGACCACCCACCAGCACUGCAUUAGGGUGGGCACCUCCAGGCUGAACUGCAUGGUGUUGGCGGAGCAGAGCCAGGUGUGGGUCGGCUCGGAGGACUCCGUCAUCUACAUCAUCAACGCCCACAGCAUGUCCUGUAACAAGCAGCUCACGGACCACCGUGCCGCGGUCACGGGCCUGACCAUGCAGGCCGGAGAGAAGGCGGCCAGUGAGGUCUACUCGUGCAGCGUGGACGGGACGGUGCUGGUCUGGAACGUGAGCACGCUGCGGGUGACCGGCCGCUUCCAGCUGCCGCGCGGCGGCCUGACGUCCAUCCGACUGCACAGCGGCCGCCUGUGGUGCUGCACUCGUAGCAGCAUCCUGGUCAUGACCACCAGCGGCUCCCUGCGGCAGGAGUUGAGGAUCGAGGAGAGUUUUGGCAGGACGAGCGCCUCCUUCCUCGGUUUCCAGCUCCUCCCCGAGCACGAGCAGCUCUGGGUGGCGUGUGCAGGCUACAACGAGGUUUACAUCUGGAGCCUUCAGGACCUGGCCCAGCCCCCGCAGCGGCUCCCCCUGCAGGACUGCUCCGAGAUCAGCUGCAUGCUCCGGGUGAAGAGACAGCAGGUCUGGGUGGGCGGCCGAGGGCUGUCGCAGGGCAGGCCCAGAGGGAAGAUCUACGUGAUUGACGCUGAGAGGAGGACGGUGGACAAGGAGCUGGUGGCACAUGCGGACGCCGUGAGGACGCUGUGCUCGGCUGAGGACCGCUACGUGCUGAGCGGGUCGGGCGGCGAGGAGGGCAAGGUGGCCAUCUGGAAAGUCGAGUGAGCCAGUCGCUGCCAGCCCUUCGGGGCGCUCCCGCGCUCCCCAGUCUUUCUGGAAGAAGCUCCGGGAAGGGGCCAGGUGAGGAGUCCGUCUGGAGCGCAUGCACCAUGGGCCAGGAGACCAGCACUGUGCCCGCACUCGGACCUCCCGGCUCCUGGGUGGAACUGUCCCCGUGUGUCCUCGGGCCGUGGCCACUUCUCGUGUGACAACCUCUGCUCAGCAGGUCCCUGUGGGCCUUGAACAUUCCAGAGCCCACGGCCAGGGCCAGCGACAGAGCCAGCGGGUCGCCAUGUCCUCGUGUUGCCUACAGCCUCAUACCUGGGGUUGCCAUUCCUUUACUUUAGACAGGCUGAGAGGCCUACUGGCUACCAGGGUGAUGCGGGGUCCCCACCUUCCACUCACCUCAUGUCCAGCAAGGCUGAGAUGGCCCCUCUGUGGGCGAGCGCGUUCUCAUCGCCUGGGCUGUCCCCGUCAGAGCAGGCAGCUGAGGAGGGCAUGCCCCAGCGCAGGGCCGGCAGCCUGGUUGGGGCGCUGUCUUGGCGUUUUCCCUCGGGCGGAGGCUGCCGGGUGAUGCUGCGUGUUCUCCAGGCAGGGGUCUCCAGGUCGGAGCUAAGUCCGCCUACACGGCGUGAGCAUAUGCACACAGGGCGGCCUGGCCUCCUGCUUAGCUGGAGAAGAGCUGAGCUGUGCAGAACUAGAUUAUCUGCAAAGCCGGGCCGUGGCCGUUUCACUCUAACACUUGCUCUCAGGUCUCCACUCCUCCACUCUUUAUACUUUAUUUAUUUUUAAUUUGACCAGAGAGGGAGAAAGAAAGAAAAAGAGAAGGCGAGAAAGCAAGCCGCCAGGCCCGGGACUUGAACCGCCCUUAACCACCACGCCACCUGCUGGCUCCAGGCAAAGAUUUCUUAAACAAGACCCUAAAGCAUGGGCAACUCCAGAAAUGGACGCGUGCCCUGACGCCAGACUAGACAGCUUCCGCACAGCAAGGGGGAUGAUGCGGACAGCCCACAUGGCGUCAGCCGGUGGCACGGUGGUUAAGGCGCGCCAUCCCACAUGGUCUACUCCACGGUUUGAAUCCUGGACCCGACAGCUUGAAAAACACGCUGUGUGCACGUGCCCCAAAUCCUGAGAGAAUGGAGAAGGGAUUGUGGUGUGGCCACCCCCCUGCGGGGUGAUUUCUCACUUUCUCUCUCUCUUCCUGGUGAGCACCAUAUGGAAAAAAAAUCUUUAGAAAAAGAAAAAAAAAUCUUGGCCAGAGAAAAGGCUUUAUAUACAGAUAAAGAUCAACUAUGGGACGCCUACAGCAAAGUCCAGUUAAAGGUGAAAGGUUGAGCACUUUCUCCUGAGAUCAGGAACAAAGCAAGGCUGUUCACUUUCACACAUCCCUUUUUAAAAACAUGACCUCACUGAGUGACCCUCUGUCUGGACGUCCCGGCUGGAGCAGUCCCACCGCCAAGCUGGCUCUCCAGCAGGGUCUCGCUGUUUGCUGUCCAGCCUUCGGCUGUGGUCCUCCGACCCCCCUUCCAGAGCAGUUUGGAUCACAGAUGCACAGCUCACAGCCUUCAGCGUGGGCCAGGGAUCAGUCCGGGCUCCCCUGCAGGCCCAGCCCGUGGGGUGUGAGGCAUGGCAUCUCGGCGCACGCCCCGCGGCCGGGCCUGCCCUCUCCUUAGCACUGUGCACGGGGUUCUGGCCAGGGCGAGGGGUGAGAGACAGGAAGGCAUAAAGAUUUAACGGGGAGAGAGACAUCUUUGUUCACAGACAGAAUUGGCUGUCCACACAGAUCUUAAUUUAGAAAACUGAAGUAAAAUCUGGGGCCAGAUGGUGUGCAGAGCAAAACGUGGUGCUCCACGAGGCAGCCUGGGAAGUUCUCGUGUCAGGGCUGGGGACCUGCCUAUGCUGGCGUGUGCUGGCCCGUGACCCAGGGGAGGGGAUGGCAGCUUUGGGCAAAAGGUGCUCUCUCUGUCUUGACCGUGGAAGAAAUAAAUUUCAAAAAGGAAAAUGUAGCAAGGC